AAAUGUCAAAAAUGACAAAAAGUGAAACGUAAACAAAUAGAAACUUAGGACCUUAGGAUAGAAUUAUUCAAUUAUUCAAUUAUAAAUCUUCUAAAUGGCUGGAAUACAAGAAAAUGUCAUUGAACAAAUAAAAAAAGACGAUUUUUAUGGAAAUUUUUUAAGUCCCGAGUCAAAAACUGUGUUAAACGAUUCGUUAUCAAUUAAAGAUCAAGUUAAGAAAUUAGCCGAAGGAAUAGAUACCUUAAAUCAAGAAUUACAUAGGCAAAUUUCAGAAAAACAUGAAGAUUUGCUGCAGCAAGCGAAUAAUGCCACAAAUUUGGAAACCGUUCUAAAUACCAUGAAUAUACAUGUUAGAACAUUAUUUGCUGAUGCGGAAAGACUGAAAGCACAAAUUACCAUGCCUUACAAUGAAUUGGAGAAACAUACCAAAGUAUUAGGUCGAUUACACGUAGCUAGCCAUAUUUUAAGACAAGUUAAUAGACUUCAACAACUAAGCAGGAGGUUAUCUAAUACAAAUGAUCCUGUACAGAAGGCGACUUUGUUACAAGAGUUAGAACAAUUAGCAGCAGAUCCAGAAUUGAAGGAAAUAGACGUUGUAACGAGCGAAUUGAGGAGUAUUAGAACCCACCAACAGAAAGUUGUUCAACUGGCUACGGGAUCAUUAAAUCAAGGCGCUAGAAACGAAAAUGUUACACAAACAACAACAGCUUUGCAAAUAUUUAUUAAUCUGGGCACAAUUCAAUCAGUUGCUGAUAAUUUUAUCGAAAAUAACUUGCACGAGUGUAAAGAAAGUGUAAAACAAGCUUUUGCUGUAAACACGGGCGUUCAAAGCAAGCAUAAAAGUGGCCCCGGCCACGUCAGUCUCACUUCUUCCCAAGGAUUCAGAAAUAAAGUAUGGUCCGAAGUCGAAAAAGCCUUUUCCGAAGAUAUUUACUCAAUAUGCAAGCAAGUGAAGUUCCUUCAAACUACCUUGAACAAUCUCUAUUUGCCCAACGGGGAUUUCAAUGUAGCCGGGAAAUUCUGGCUAGGAUUCGGAAAGGUUAUACGAGAAGAGAUCAGCAAGACGUCUUCGGCGGUUCAACAAACUCUAGAGGAAGACUAUCCGAAACUGCUGAAAUGCUACUUUGAAAUGAUUGUUAAAGUGAAAUAUAACGAGGUAUUUUCUUUCGAUCGAGAUGUUUUGAAGACGCUAGAAAAUUCGUAUCUAUCAUCGUCUUUGAAUAAAUUGCUGGAACCCACACAAGCGAUGUUCAUAGGAGAGAAUGGGUUACCGUCCCAAGAUCAAAUCGAUUCGUUAAUUAGAAUUAUAACAAAUGAAAUAAGUGUGGCUUUAGUGGAAGAAAAUUUAAGCGAACAAAUCGCAAAAAACAUCGCCAAGUGUAUAAAAAUGUUUGCAGUAAAGAUUGAGCAGCAAUUGGAAACAGGUCCAGAUGCUGCUCAGGUUAUAGGAGGAACGCCGAACCCGGGCCAACAAAGGAAUGUAGGUUUAGCGAAUUCUCUCUACUACAUGCAGGCGCAAGUACAAAGAAUGAUGUCCAACAUGAAAGAGUCUCUGACGGAGCAGUCUGUGAAAAUCAUAGAGGAUAGCUUGGGCAGUUUGGACAGCUUAGCUGGCGCUAUUUUACAACCCUUAAUCGUAUCAAUAAAUUCCGUCAUAGAAACUAUAAUAAUAACGAUGCACUUGGAGUCGGAUUUAUCCAAAGCGCAGGCACCGCCGAAGAAUUCUCAAACGUGUUCCCUUUACAUGAAGGAACUCAAUCAAUUUAUAACGAGAGUGUAUCAAACGUACCUAGACGGUUUCAAAAACAAACAAGUAUUAACGACCAAAUGCAACGAAAUCGCCAUAAGGACUAUAGAAUUGUUCGUCAGGCACGCUUCGCUGCUGCGCCCGUUGGGACAAGGCGGCCGGGGCCGGCUCCAAGCGGACUUCCACCGCCUGGAAAAUUCGCUGAAAGUGAUCUGCCCGCAGCUGGCCGAUCUGGGCAGGCCCUACCGCCUGCUGAAGUCGAUGGCCUCGCUGAUAGUGCAAUCGCCCCCGGACAUCGUCGCGGGGCAAACGCCGGAGAGUUCGGUGCCUCACAGCACGGCCCUGUUGAUGCUGUUCGCCUACGGCGGGCCGGAGUUGGCCAGCCCGCACCAGAACACCGGCUGGUCGUUGCCGAAAAUGUCCGCGUGGCUGGACGAGCACCGGAGCGAGGCCGAGCGUUUGGAUUUAAUAGCUGGAGCUUUGCAGAAGUACGAAGGUAUAGUGAGAGUUAAAAAUUCCACUAACUACGAUCCGGUGUAUCCGGUCAUGGCGCAGUAUUUAGAGAGGGCUCUUAAAGAAGGCGAUUAGAUUGUAUGAAUGGAAGUUUAAGGUGAUAAUAAAAUAUGGUAGUAUUUAGAUAAUUUAAAAUUUUAAUUCUAACAAAAUGAAGGAAAACUACAGUAACAUGUAUUUUUGUAUAGAAGGUACUUUUAUAAGCUUGUCUGUAUUAAAUAUGAAAAUACACUUCUAAUGAAAUGAUAACCGAUGUUUACACAAUCAAAUUUUACGCGUGCAAACAUGUAAUUAUCGUUGUAAUAUGUCAUUUAAAUUAUUCUAUUAAAUAUUUCAACAUAUUAAUCUCUAUGCUAUAUGCCUCACUGGUUGUCUACUAGUUUAACAAUAUAAAUAGAAUAUUUAUCAUAUUUAACAACACAAUGAAUUGAUAACAUGUGUUUGUAUAAGAGAGAAAAACCUUUUUGCCUUUCUCGCGAAGUAAAUAAACUAACUUCAUAAAAAACAAAAAUAAUUAUCUACCUUAAUUAAAAUUAUCACAGAUAUCGUUAGGAAAAUAAAGUAAAAAGCGUACUGUUAGUAUUACGUUAUUUCACAACACAUGUGAGCCGUUUGCUCCCCGGGCCGCUUAUCUGUUAAAAAGAAAAAUUUUAACGUCAUGAAAUUAAUUAAAACAAGUAUUCUUUCAAGUGUUUACGACAAAACGGCAUUACGUAUUUACAGCCUUGUUGCUUCGUUGAACAAAAAUACGUCAAUGAUUAGUAAUGAAUUGUAGAUGAGAAUAGCGAUUUUUGGAAAUACCUACAAACUCAAACAUUAAAUACCACACAAUAUUAGAUGUGCCACUAUUGUAAUAUUAAUUCCAAAUAUGCUAGGAUACUAUGCAUUAUUUUACGCACAGAAAUUGUUUUAAGUACAGUGCCUUUGAUAACUCCAUACAUGUAUGGUAAUAAAAACUAUACAUAAAAGCACAUUAAACACAUAAAGCUCUUGUUCAGUGCAAACAUGAAUAAAUGUUAUUUUUCACAAAGUUUCGUAUUCUUGGUUUAUUAACUUUCACAUUGUACAACUUUGUUGCCUACACAUCUAUUUGUUGUACUUAUUUAAAAUAUAGUACACAUGUAUAAACAAUGUCAUAGAGAAUUCUCGAGAAUCGUCACGAAAACAUACAAACUUGAAGUUUUAAAGAACGCGAAGACGCUAUUCUACAACAGUAAGUGCAUCAAAAUUUCAUUUUCGAGAAUGCACCAAAGUCUAAUGUUUUCAAUAAAUUUUAUGAAAAUAUAUUUUAGCUGAUAUAGUAUAGAAAAAGAGAUUAAAAAGUUUUGUCUAUUUACUAUAUGAAUAUUUUUGUUUUGUUUUGAUUUUCUAAGUCUUUUGGUAAUCCUCAGUUUGAGAAUAAUUUGCAACAAAGUCACGAAUUUUAACGCUUAAUCUCUUUUUCCGCCCGCGCAAUUCGCACAAAAACUGUUCCCACUAUCAACUACUGCUAAAUUGGAUACUUUCGAUUCAAAUAAAUUGUUCCCAUUGUUGCCAAAAAAAUAUACAUAUGUAAAUUCUUAUAAACUCGCUUCGCCAUAUUUGAAUCGAAACGGACACAUCCUUUGGAUCCUAUUUGACGGACAAAUAUACACAUACACAAACUGUGCAUCGUGGGAUGUUUCAGAAGUUCACGUUUUCAGUAAAUACAGUACAAUUCGUUUAAGUGAAUGCACUAAAAAAAAAUCGAGAACUGACCCUGAUAUAUCCUCUGUCAAACCACCAUUUAGUGCUACUAUUUAAACGAAUUUUACUGUAUAGACCGACUGUAUUAUACUUCUUUGUUAUUCUAACAAGCGCGAACUUCUGAGAAGCUCCGCCGUGAUUUUUUUUAUACUUGGUUUAACCUUCGCUUUCGUCAUCUUCGUCUUCGUCCUCCUCCUCUUCUCCUUGCUGGUCUUCGCCGGAGGAUUCCUCUUCGCCUAGCAAGUCGUCCGGUUGCUCUUUGGGGCCGAGAGCGGCCUGAACGGCGUCUUCGAACUCCUGGCUCGUCAAAAUUUCGUACGAAGUCGUGUAGUUCAAGCUUAAUUGCUUGAAUAUCGGCUUGGAUUUCUCCCAGGCCUUUAUGUUUUGGUUGAUGGACUCGACGAGGCCUUCGGCCAGAGGG
Molecule: messenger RNA, 4406 nt
Organism: Phyllotreta striolata
Lineage: Eukaryota; Metazoa; Arthropoda; Insecta; Coleoptera; Chrysomelidae
Source: the annotation of a GenBank genome assembly